AUGGCUAAAUUUCCAGCAGGUCCUGAUUUGAGGAUUGUGAUGCUUGGAAAGACCGGUGUGGGUAAGAGUGCUGUUGGAAACACCAUUCUGGGAGACAGAUAUUUCAGAUCUUCUCCUUUAUCACGGUCAGUGACUGAGGUCUGUCAGAAAGGUGUGACUCAGUGGGGUAACAGGGUAGUUAGUGUUGUAGACACACCAGGGAUCCUGGACACUGCAAAAUCAAAUGAGUUCAUCAAAAGAGAAAUUGUGCGUUGUGUUGAAGUCUCCUGUCCCGGUCCUCAUGUGUUCCUGUUGGUCAUCCAAGUGGGUCGAUUCACCAAAGAAGAGAAAAACUCAGUAGAAGCCCUGCAGGAGCUGUUUGGCCAGGCUGCAAAUCAGCACAUGAUCGUGCUGUUCACUCGCGGUGGUGAUCUUGGAGGCAUGACCAUACAGGAGUACGUACGUGAAGCUGAGGAAGGACUUCGCCGCAUCAUCCAAAGCUGUGGAAACAGGUUCCACAUCUUUGAAAACACCAGCAAAGACAGAACGCAGGUGGUGGAGCUGGUCAACAAGAUUGAUGACAUGGUGGCAGCAAAUGGGGGCAAGCACUACACAGAUGCCAUGUACAAGGAGGUGGAGGCUGCAGGUAUCAUGGGACUUAAGGCUGUUCAGUAUGAGUUCCUUGAGGCCCUACUGAAGCGUAUUCAAAAAUUUUUUCUCAUUCUUCACAGAGAUUAA
Messenger RNA from Maylandia zebra (zebra mbuna), 717 nucleotides. Lineage: Eukaryota; Metazoa; Chordata; Actinopteri; Cichliformes; Cichlidae. The record is from RefSeq and is a predicted model, not a curated record.